Ostertagia ostertagi is the source of this 363-nucleotide messenger RNA. The record is from the annotation of a GenBank genome assembly. NCBI's taxonomy places the organism in Eukaryota, Metazoa, Nematoda, Chromadorea, Rhabditida, Trichostrongylidae.
AUGGAAGGGGUGGAGAUAUGUUCUAUUUCAAAAGUUUCUUAUUCAUUACUUUUGAAGGAAGGUUCCAAUAAAAUCUGCUCCUUGGCCUGCACUCCAAAUGGUGUCAAAUUGGCCGUGGUCGGACGAGAUCGCGUUAUCACCCUGAUCGAUGAAAAAGGCGAUGUGAGGGAUCGAUUCAGUUCAAAACCAUUGGACAGCAAGUACGGCAAGAAGUCUUAUGCGAUUAAAUCGGUCUGCUUUUCACCCGAUUCCUCGCGACUCGCCGUCGCCCAGUCUGACAACGUCGUUUAUGUUUACAAACUUGGAGAAUCUUGGCAAGUGUUUGAUUCAAUUUUUGUUGAAAACCCGACUUCUGAAGUAUAA